AUUAAACGCCAGAUCAAGCUCGUCACCGAGCAGCACGUCUUGCCUGAUGUCCCGUCAGAAGUCGAGGGGUUUCCCAUGCGCGAAUGGAGCAUCGAAGUCUACGUAGUCGGCCCCAACGAUGAACAACUACCCGCAACCUGUUUCGAGAAGGUCACAUACCGUCUGCACGAGUCCUUCGGCAAGCGUGCCAACCAAAGUCUCAAGCAGGCUCCCUUCAGGAUCCAAGAGCAAGGAUGGGGCGAAUUCGACAUGUCCAUCGUCCUCACACCCUUCUCCCAGCCCAAGGGCGAACAGACCAUCUUCCACGACUUGAACUUCCAGCAAGAGCGCUAUGAGAAUCUGCAGCAGUUCGUACGUUGUCCCCAUGUCACUGUACUCAUAUCAGAACUGAUCCGUCAUGCUAGANCUUUCCGUAAUCCCAAGCCUGAACUUGUCGAAAGACUGAGGGAAUCCGGUCCCGUCGGAGACGCCAAUGGUGCUGCUAAGCCCGAGAAGAGAAAGAAGGCAUCCAAGACUCAAGUCGACAUGGAAAAGCUGGCAGAGGGUCUGGAGCGACUUGGCGAAGACGACCUCUUGCACGUCGUCCAGUUGGUACACGACAACAAGACCGAGGAAACAUACACUAAGAACGACGUCGAGAACGGUGAGUUCCAUGUCGAUCUCUACACUCUCCCCGACCAGCUCAUCAAGAUGCUGUGGGACUUCGUCAACCAGAAAGUCAACAUUGCAGAAUUUUGA
Aureobasidium vineae is the source of this 738-nucleotide messenger RNA. NCBI's taxonomy places the organism in Eukaryota, Fungi, Ascomycota, Dothideomycetes, Dothideales, Saccotheciaceae. The record is from the annotation of a GenBank genome assembly.